UGUAAGAUUUUUUAUUAAUGUAUUUGAAUUGCUCUUGAUGUUAAAUUUAAUUAGGUAACUUACUAAAAAAAUACAAGUAUGUAAUAAAAAUAUGGAAAUUUAACAGUGCUUUAACUUGAUUACGAUCACUACAAUCCUGUGACAAUUUGAUAGAAUCCCAUGACAAAAGAUCCCAUUAGUCACGGGAUAUCCUGUGACUAUCUCAUUAUUUUGUUCCCGUGUUUAAAUAUUAGUCACGGGAAAUACUGUGAUAAAAUAGAUCUUAUGUCACGAGAAUUUUCCUGUUAUUGUAUUCCUUACUGUCACGGGAUUUCCCGUGAUAUUUGACCUUUGAUCACGGGCAUGCUUGACACUGGAAUAUACCGUGAUAAAAACUUUGCGUCACGGGAAUUGACUGUUUUGUCACGGGAAAUCCCGUGAUCAAAAGUGAUUUUUCCUGUAGUUAAGGAAUUCCAAAUGGAUGAUUAUUUUCAUUCUACUGGUAUAAUUCAUGAGCAGUCUUGUCUUGAAACCCCACAACAAAAUAGCAAAGUUGAAAGAAAACAUCAACACAUUCUUUCAGUUGCUAGAGCCCUCUCUUUCCAAGCUUCUAUGCCACCUAGUUUUUGGGGAGACUGUGUCAAACAUGCUGUCUACCUCAUAAAUAGAGUGCCUUCUAUCAUUCUGAACAACAAAACUCCAUUUGAACUCCUCUAUCAUAAGCCUCCAGACCUAACAGACUUAAAAGUCUUUGGCAGACUUUGUUUUGCUAGUACUCUAGGAAAUCACAGAACCAAAUUUCAACCUAGAGCUAGAAAAGGGGUCUUUCUUGGUUAUUCCCCUAGCAUCAAAGGAUUCAGAAUCUAUGACAUCCUUUCUCAUGACAUUUUCAUUUCCAGGGAUGUCAUUUUUUAUGAAUCCCAUUUUCCCUUCAAAACCAUUUCCUCUGAUGAUGUGACUCAUUCUACUUCUGAUCACUUAUAUCCCCUUCCCUCUACAUCUUCUCCUCCCUUCACUGAUGACAUUGACAUUUCUCCUUCACCUAAUGUUCCUCUUGAUCCUCCAUCUCCUACUCCUGACCCUUCCCCCAUCCCUCUCCUUCCUCUCAGCCUCCUGACCCUCCUCAACCUAUCAACCCUUCUUCCUCUUCAACUCAGCCAACAACUUUACCUACUCCUUCUCAACCCUUACCCACAAGAAAAUCCAGUAGACAUGUUAAACCUCCUUCUCAUCUUGUUAAGAACUAUCAUUGUUACCUUGCUCAACAUUCUAGCAGACCAGCUCACAAUUCAAUGCAUCAGCUCCAAGACAACAGGUUUGAUCUAUCCUCUACUAUAUCCUAUAAUUCUCUUGAGCCACACUUUCGUCACUACCUGCUUAACAUUUUAUCCCACCAUGAUCCACAAACUUUUAAAGAGGCUUCUCAAUUAGAAGAGUGGAAUCAUGCCAUGAAACAUGAGAUCACAGCUUUGCUCAAGAACAAUACAUGGGAUGUAGUUGAGUUGCCUGCUGGGAAGAAGCCAAUUGGCAACAAGUGGGUUUAUAAGUCAAAAUUUGAUUCUGAUGGUUCACUAGACAGAAGGAGAGCUAGACUAGUUGCCAAGGGAAAUUCCCAACAAGAGGAAGUGGAUUACCAGGAUACUUUUGCCCCAGUCAUCAAAAUGACAACCAUCAGGACAUUCUUGGCUAUUGCAUCAAUCAGAAAUUGGCACAUACAUCAAUUGGAUGUAAACAAUGCCUUUUUACAUGGGGACUUACAAGAAGAAGUCUACAUGACACUUCCUAAAGGUUAUGAUCCUCCUCCAGGCUAUAUUCAUCCUGUUUGUCGAUUAAGGAAAUCACUCUAUGGUCUUAAACAAGCCUCUCGUCAAUGGUUUUCAAAAUUAACAGACAAGUUGCAGGAAGUAGGUUAUAUUCAAAGCAUGGCUGAUCAUUCCCUCUUCUACAAAGCUACUGAGACUUCUUACACCUGCAUUCUGAUCUAUGUGGAUGACCUGAUCAUUGGUGGAAAUGACAUUACAGAGAUCAAUUUCCUCAAGCAAUUUCUACACACUGCCUUCAGUAUUAAAGAUUUGGGGGUUCUGAGAUUUUUCCUAGGCACUGAAGUUGCCAGGAACAACAAAGGCAUUCAUUUGUCACAGAGAAAAUAUACUUUGGAGAUUAGUGAGGAAGCAGGUGUUUUAGAUUCCAAAACAGUCACUACACCCAUGGACUACAAAUUGCAUCUAUCUAGUUCAGUUGACACACCUUAUUCUGACCCAGAGCAUUACAGAACAUUGAUUGGGAAGCUGAUCUAUCUCACAACCACUCGACCUGACAUCAGUUUUGCUACACAGCAGCUCAGCCAGUAUAUGUCUACUCCCACCAUUACCCACUACAAAUAUGCUCUCCGAAUCAUUCGCUAUCUCAAAACUGCACCUGCCACUGGUCUAUUCCUACCUAGCACUGGCUCUUUACAAUUGAAAGCCUUUACUGAUUCAGAUUGGGCGGCUUGUGUCGAAACAAGAAGAUCAACAACAGGAUAUUGUGUUUACCUCGGCGAUUCCUUGAUCUCCUGGAAAAGCAAGAAGCAGCUGACCGUUUCUCGUUCCUCUUGCGAAGCAGAGUACAGGGCUCUGGCUUAUACUGCUUGUGAGAUCCAAUGGCUCCUCUUUCUCCUUCGUGACUUCAAGGUUGACCAUCCAAAACCUGCUUUGUUGUAUUGCGACAAUCAGAGUGCAAUUCACAUUGCUCAGAAUCCCACUUUCCAUGAACGCACCAAGCAUAUAGAGCUCGAUUGUCAUCUUGUGCGAGAGAAGCUUCAAUCAGGCAUCUUGAAAUUGCUCCAUGUCUCAUCGACUCACCAACUUGCCGAUUUAUUCACCAAACCAUUGUCCCCAGCGCCAUUUCUACAGCUCUUCUCGAAACUUGGUGUGCAUAAUCUAUGCCCACCAGCUUGCCGGGGGGGGGGGGGGGUAACAUCGCAGAGAAAUUGAAUUUCAAAGCCAACGGCUAUCUGCACUUUACCUUUUGUUUCUCAACUAAAGAAGACGACCUGAUGUGCUGCGUUUUGAUCUUCUCCAACUCCCUUUGGCGCUGCGCAUCGUUUCCUUGCAACGCUGCCGUUCCACUUUGAUGUUUUCCCAAGACGCUGUCGUUCCACUUUCUCCUGUAACGUUGUUUGCUUUUAGUUCAAGUCAGAGUUUGUUUCUAUUUCAAGAAAACUACAAACAUGUACCUUGAACCUUGUCUGCUAGCACUAGAACAUCUCAUAUAUAUUGUAAUCCUUUAGACAAAUCAAUACAAGCUUUAGGGUUUCAAGUUCCAGAUCUGUUGUUAGAAACAAAAUAGAUUUUUCAAAAUAUUUAUCAAUAAAAUUUUGUGAUAAUU
Molecule: messenger RNA, 3348 nt
Organism: Linum trigynum
Lineage: Eukaryota; Viridiplantae; Streptophyta; Magnoliopsida; Malpighiales; Linaceae
Source: the annotation of a GenBank genome assembly